CUGCUUGCUUAAAUUCCCUCGCAACCUGACCGCUCCGGUUCGUUUAUCCCGUCAGUUUCAUGUUCUUUCCCGGGAUAAAAUUCUCUGAUUCUUCAAAGCCCUAGCACACCUCCCUAAUUCAACCCUCACCAUUCUUGUUUCACAGUUACUUUUUUCGUUCUAGGUCAACUAUGGCUGGAGUUCUCAGAGAAAGAGCACUGUCUCUCCUCGCCGCCGCUAACAACCACGGCGAUUUAACGGUGAAAAUUUCAUCUUUGAAGCAGGUAAAGGAUAUUAUACUGUCCAUCGAGCCAUCUUUCGCUGCAGAGCUUUACUCCUACUUGGUCGAGCUUCAGUCCUCCCCCGAGAGCUUACUACGUAAAUUGUUGAUUGAGGUGAUUGAAGACAUUGGAUUAAGAGCCAUGGAACAUUCUCCUCUGUUAAUGUCAGUUUUAUUGGCAUCUUUAAAGGAUGAAGACUCUGUUGUAGCAGGACAAUCAAUUAUUAGUGGCCAAAAAUUAUUUUGUGGUACUUUAAGAGAGAUGACAUUGCAGUUCCAUCAGCGGGGUAAAGUUGAUAGAUGGCUUGAAGAAAUGUGGAUGAGAAUGUUGAAGUUUAAAGAUGAUGUUUUGGCAAUUGCUAUAGAGCCUGGUUCUGUCGGGAAGAGGUUGCUGGCUUUGAAAUUUUUGGAAACAUAUGUUCUACUUUUUACGUCUGACACAAAUGAUCCACAGAAAGCUAUCUCAGAAGGAAAUGGGGAUGUUUUUAACAUUUCAUGGCUAGCUGGUGGUUUUUCUAUUUUGGAUCCAGUCGGGUUAAUGUCAGAAGCUAGUAGGAUGCUUGGUAUUCUGUUGAAUUUGUUGCAGACCAGUUCUGUUCCGGGUACAUACACAGUAACAGUUGUUAGUAGUUUAGCAGCUAUAGCAAGGAAAAGACCAGUUCAUUAUGGUCACAUUCUAUCGGCACUGCUGGAACUGGUUCCAAGUUUUGAGAUGGUAAGGGGGCGUCAUGCUGCCAGCAUUCAGUAUUCUAUAAGAUCUGCCCUUUUGGGAUUCCUAAGGUGUAUGCAUCCAGCUUUUGUAGAGUCAAGAGAUAGAUUGCUAAAGGCUUUAAGAGCUAUGAAUGCUGGAGAUGCUGCAGAUCAGGUUAUCAGGCAAGUGGACAAAAUGGUGAAGGCUGCAGAUCGAGCUUCGCGUGAUGCUUGGCUGGCCAAGGAUGAUCAAUCAUCAAUUCAGCAUAAUGCAUCAGUGGAUCUAACAAGAAAAAGACCUAGGCUUCUGGACGAUGAAGAACUUUCCAAUGGUCGUGAGGUUUCCAAGCAAAGUCGUUUUGGUCCAGAUUUUCACCUAAUCUCCCCAAAUCAAAAAGAUGGUUCUCUGCAGAAUGCCGUCUCUAAUGGGACAUCUGUUCCUGCGUUAGAUGUUGAAUUAACUCCAGCAGAGCAGAUGGUUGCCAUGAUUGGUGCCUUACUUGCUGAAGGGGAGCGAGGUGCAGAGUCGCUUGAAAUUCUGAUUUCAAAUAUUCAUCCUGACUUGUUAGCUGAUAUUGUCAUAACUAACAUGAAGAACUUGCCCAAAGCAUCCCCUCCUUUAACUAGGCAUGGGGACUUGCCUGUAACUCGUCAAGGAAGUAGUCAUGUGAAGGUUCUGACACCAUCAGCCCCAUUGAGUUCUGUGCAAACUUCAGUUGCUACUGCACAAGUUCCUUUUUCUUUGGUCACCUCAGCUGGUUCAACUUUGGCUGAGUCUACCGUCAAUAGUCUCCCUGUUGAUUCUAAACGUGAUCCAAGAAGGGAUCCCCGUCGCCUUGAUCCUCGCCGUGGAGGAGUAUCUUCUGCUUCUAGUGUGGAAGAGGAAAGUUCAAAUAUAUCUGAUAUUGACAACUCCAUAUCUUUGGGAAAAUCUGCUUCAGUUCCUGUUACUGCGACGAUCGAGAAUUCCUUGGUAUCUCCUAUAGCAAAAACGAAAGUUGAAGAAAAAAUCGUAGAGACCCCAUUCGACCUUGGAACAGACCAAUUAACCCCCAAAUCAAAUUCUCCUGAUAGAGCCAAGAAAGUCGAAACUAUAUUAGAAAUUAGUGCCCCUCUGGAUCCCAUGCCUUCUGCUGUUGGAAAAGCUGAUGAUGGUUUAGUGGCCGUUAAUUUGCUCGAUGACUCAGCGCCAAAGAGGGAUGAUACACCAUCUUCCAUGGAAUAUGAUCAGUAUUCUCCAUCAGUUACAAAUGCAGCUGCACCUGAAGAUACCUGCGAGGAAUUGCCUCUGCUUCCACCAUACGUUGACUUGACUCCAGAACAGCAAAUAACUGUAAGAAAUUUGGCAGCUGAAAAGAUAUUUGAUUCAUGUAAGAAUUCCACUGGAGCAGAUUGCAAUCAGAUACGCUUGGCAAUAAUUGCUCGAUUGGUUGCUCAGGUUGAUGCUGACGAUGAUAUUGUUCGAAUGUUGGAAAAACAAGUCGCUAUUGAUUACCAACAGCAAAAGGGGCACGAGCUUGCUUUGCAUGUCUUAUAUCACCUACGUUCACUUGAUAUUCUGGAUUCAGUUGAAAGCUCUUCUUUUGCUGUUUACGAGAAGUUUCUUCUAGUUGUGGCUAAAUCUUUGCUAGAUUCUUUUCCAGCUUCAGACAAAUCUUUUAGCAGACUUCUUGGUGAAGUUCCAACUUUGCCCAACUCUACAUUGGAACUCUUACGUAACCUUUGCUAUUGUGAUAAUGAUGACAACCACGGGAAUGAUACUCCUGAUAUUGACCGUGUCACUCAAGGCCUUGGCACUGUUUGGAAUUUGAUUGUGAAGCGGCCAUAUAGUCGGCAGGCUUGCUUAGAUAUUGCUCUAAAGUGUGCUAUGCAUUCAGAAGUUAAGGUUCGAGCAACAGCUAUUAGACUGGUGGCAAACAAACUCUACCGGUUAAGUUACAUUUCAGAUAGGAUUGAGCAGCAUGCAACAAACAUGUUCCUGUCUGCAGUAGACGAUGGAGAUAGGACAGAUGUAGUGCCUUCACCAUGUGUAUCAAUUGAACAAAGAGCUGGAGCAGAGGGGGAGAGUCAGGAAACAUCCGUCUGCGGUUCUCAAGUUUCAGAUCCUGGAACCUCAGAAUACGAUUCCAUGAGGAGUUCACAACCUACAGUUCGUAGCAGUUCAACCUCGUCACUUUCAGAAGCUGAAAGACAUAUUUCUCUUCUUUUUGCUUUAUGUGUGAAGAAACCUCGUCUUCUUCAGUUUGUAUUUGAUGCUUAUGGACGGGCUUCUAGAUCAGUGAAAGAGGCCGUUCAUGAACAUAUCCCUAAUCUUAUUACGGCCUUAGGGUCAUCUGAUUCUGAAUUGCUUAGAAUAAUUUCAGAUCCGCCUAAAGGAAGUGAACAUCUUUUAGCAUUGGUACUACAGGUGCUAACUCGAGAGACAAUGCCUUCUUCUGAUCUGAUCGCAACCGUUAAACAUUUAUAUGAAACUAAACUCAAGGACGUGACAAUUCUCAUUCCAAUGUUGCCCUCACUUUCCAAAAAUGAGGUUUUACCUAUUUUUCCUCGAUUGGUGGAUCUUCCAUUGGAGAAGUUUCAGAGAGCGUUGGCUCACAUAUUACAGGGUUCAGCACAUACACGUCCAGCUUUAACACCUGUUGAAGUGUUGAUUGCCAUCCACAACAUAAUUCCUGAAAAAGAUGGCCUUGCAUUAAAGAAGAUAACGGAUGCUUGUUCAGCUUGUUUUGAGCAACGUACAGUUUUCACUCAGCAGGUUUUAGCAAAAGCCUUGGGCCACAUGGUUGAACAAACCCCACUCCCUCUUCUCUUCAUGAGAACUGUGAUUCAGGCAAUUGAUGCUUUUCCUACUCUGGUUGAUUUUGUUAUGGAGAUACUUUCCAAACUUGUAAACAGACAGGUCUGGAGGAUGCCGAAACUGUGGUUUGGUUUUUUGAAAUGUGCAUUUCAGAUGCAGCCACAUUCCUUUCGAGUACUAUUACAGUUGCCACCGCCACAACUUGAAAAUGCUUUGAACAAAUAUGCUAACCUUAAAGGUCCUCUUGCUGCUUAUGCCAGCCAGCCCAGCACAAAAUCUACUCUCUCUAGACCGAUGCUCGUAGUUCUGGGUCUUGAAAAUGAAAGGCAUUUGUAGAGAGUGCAUUAUGUUCAUCUUGUAAAGUUAGGACGAAUAUCAUUGGUUUGCAUAUCAACUCCGGAGUGGUGAAUGAGUGAGCCUCGAGAACUUGAGAAUCGACUAAUCAGCUCUUUGGAGUACGAGGGCGACUUUUCUGCAAUCAUGGUCCCAGCCAGCUUUAUCAAUCAUCCCGUGGAAGCUCGGUCGCUUCGAACCAUAUAACCCACCGCAGACAAUCAAUUUGAAAUCCUUGAUUAUCGGUCUGUGCAGCGGCAUGUGAACCCAGUGAUUUGUGUCCAGAGAUGAUUCAAAAGAGUCCAGCUUUGUACCUCACCAACAGCCAUCCCCAUAUAAAAUGAGGGGAAGGAAAUGCUGAUUCUGCGUAGGUGUAAAUAUCUGCAUUAAGGAGUUCUUAGAAAUGUAAUGUUUUUUUUUUUUUUUCCAUUUAGUUCUUUCAAGAUUUUGACAUUUUAUGUACAUUAGUUCAGUUUAGUCGGGUAGCUCGUAUUCGAACUUCUUGUAACGGGUGCUGCCCGGUAUGUAAGUUUGGUGACAUUUUGUUCCCUGUACUAUAUAGUAGCCUUUGACUGUAACCAAUUUUCUUCUGUUCCACCAUUUAAUUCAGUAUGGUUUCCAAGCUUA
Messenger RNA from Cucurbita maxima (winter squash), 4706 nucleotides. RefSeq names its product symplekin. Bases 171 to 4082 code for a protein of 1303 amino acids. The transcript has 27 exons. Lineage: Eukaryota; Viridiplantae; Streptophyta; Magnoliopsida; Cucurbitales; Cucurbitaceae. The record is from RefSeq and is a predicted model, not a curated record.